GAGAUGUACAUUUCAAAGAUGCCCAGGAUUUUCGUACUAGUGUUAAGAUUUUGUCAUUGGCGCCUGAAGAAUUUGAAAAAUUAAAGAAGGUCGUGAAAGAAAAGAAAGAAACAAUUAAUUCGGUGUUGCAUACUGCAAUGAUUUUUUCAGCCCAUCAUAAUUUAAGUGGAUGUGAUUGUGAUUUUUUUAGAACAUUAACACCAAUAUCUCUUCGACCAUAUGCAAAACCAAAAAUUGAUUGGAUGGAUAUAGGAAAUUUUAUCUCGACAUUUGUAUACGAUUAUAAAUUUCCUAAAGUUGUCAAUACGGAUUUUUUUAAUAUAGAUUUACAAAAUUUUUGGAAAUUAUGUUCCGAUUAUAGAUCAAAAUUAUUAAAAACAGUGCCAACUACAAUAAAGGAAAUCGGGCUUUUAAAUUAUCUGGGAAAAGAUAAUGAUUCAUGGGAAGAUUUUUUUAAGAAUAAGUCGGAAACAUCACAUAAAGGGAGAGAUUAUUCAUUAUUAUUAUCAAAUUUAGGUAAAUUUCCUUCAGAUAUCCCUAACCCCUCAGAUAAUUGUAAGAUAGUUGAUAUGAUAUUUACACAAUCCCUAUAUAAAAAUGGACCUACAGUUCUAGUAACUAGUGUUUGUUAUGAUAAGAAAUUAUAUUUUAGUAUUAUAUAUCAAAAAGGUGUAUUCUUGGAUGAUGGAAAGGUUGAAAGAUUUGGAAAAGGGAUGGUCGAAUGUUUACGACUUGUGGCGAAGGGAAAUAUUGAAUAG
Messenger RNA from Diversispora eburnea, 758 nucleotides. The record is from the annotation of a GenBank genome assembly. Lineage: Eukaryota; Fungi; Glomeromycota; Glomeromycetes; Diversisporales; Diversisporaceae.